AUGUUUCCUGUCUGGCUACUGAUUAUCUACUCUUCCAUUAUUCAAGUCUUCCCAGUGUUGUCUGCAAUAUAUCCCACCAGCAGCAAAGAACACAUUGAGGUACCUGAAAAUUAUGGUGGUUCAUUCCCACUGUAUCUGAAGAAGAUAAACAUCACACUCAAUGGGGAGGCUGACAUUCAGUUGGCUGGAAAUGAAGAAGGUCUAUUUGGAAUAGAUCCAGAGUCUGGCAUUCUCUACGUCAGUAGACCCCUGGACCGGGAGAAACAAGCUUUCUACACUCUUCAGGUGACUGUAAAAGAUGAAGACAAGCAGCUGGUUUUUAACCCUGUAACCAUAACAAUAGCAGUAAAAGAUGAAAAUGACAACAUGCCAGUCUUGACCGAGGAUAUGUUCUCUGGAAUUCUUAGCAAAGGGACAAAGCAAGGAACGUCUUUCAUGCGAGUCAGUGCUAUUGACCUGGAUGACCCUUCCACAUCAAAUGCUGAUCUACGGUAUAAAAUCCUCACUCAGACUCCAAGCCAACCCUUAGAGAAUAUGUUCCAGGUAGAUUCAAGGACAGGGGCUAUUUCAUUAUCUGCAGAAGGUAGCUCUUUGCUAGAUUCAUCCCAGGUCAGCAAUUAUAAACUAGUUGUGCAGGUUAAAGACCUAGGAAAUCAGUCUUUGGGAUAUCGUGCAUUAGCGAACGUUGAAAUUGCAGUUGUGGAGAACACCUGGAUAACCCCAAAUCCCGUUCUCCUUCAUGAACACCUAAAUGUAACUUAUCCAAAGAAGAUUUCAAAGGUUAACUGGAACAGCAGAGAAGUCCAUUACUAUCUGAAGGGGAGCUUUCCUCAAGGCCUUUUUUCAAUUGACCUAGAAGGGAAUAUCUAUGUGACACGAGCACUGGACAGAGAAAGCCAAGCAGAGUACAAGAUUCAGAUUUUUGCUGAGAACGAGGAUGGAAUGCUGUACAAUGAGCCACUAGAGCUCCUGCUAACAGUGAUGGAUGAGAAUGACAAUGGGCCAGUAUUCUCCCAGGAGAUUUAUCAGGUAGAACUUGAGGAGAACACAGCCAAAGGGAGUGAGAUUAUCACACUAAAAGCAGAAGAUGCUGAUGACCCAAAGACCAACAAUGCUAAAAUUGCUUAUGAGAUAUUGAGCCAGGAGCCUCAAGGGUCAGAAGGCUUUUUAUUUCAUAUUGGGAAAGAGAGUGGAGUGAUAACAUUACAGGAUUCCAAACUGAAGACCAAUGCUGCCAAGUACUAUCACCUCCUUGUUUUCGCAGCAGAUCUUGCUGGGACUGAAGGGGGUCUCAGCAGCACUUGUACAGUCUUGAUCAAAGUUGUGGAUGUAAAUGACAGCCCUCCUGUAUUCUCACAGACAAAGUAUGGGCCAUUCAGUUUUCCUGAGGAUACAGAAGUAGGUACCCUAAUAACAACCAUUACAGCAACAGACGCGGAUGAAGAGAUGAAGUUCAAGUUCGUAAACUUUUCUGUGGAAUCAGGAAAUGAAGAUGAAACUUUCAAAAUUCUAAGCAAUCCACAAAAUGGCACAGCCAGCAUCUGGCUUGAAAAGGAAUUUGACUAUGAGACUGUUCAGGAGUAUGUUUUGAUUGUCUCAGUGAGAAAUGAUGAAGAACUGGUUGGGAAAGAGCAGGAUGCCAGCUCUACAGCUACAGUGCAUGUGUUGGUUAAGGAUGUAAACGAAGCACCAGUGCUUACACAGAAAAGGUAUGAGGUCAGCAUACCAGAAAGCAUAGCGUUGGGAACAGUGCUACUGACUGUUAAGGCUACUGAUCCUGACAUCCACACACCAUCAUUAAGUUACUCUCUAAGGAAUGAUUCAAUGAACUGGAUUUCCAUUGAUGAGCAUUCUGGAGAAGUUAGAGUCAUGCAGGCUUUGGACAGAGAAAUGAUGCAGGAUGUUUACACAGUGCAGGUUAUUGCUGAGGACAAAGGUAGCCCAUCAAUGAUGGUCACUGCUGAUAUAGCAAUCCACAUCUUGGAUGUCAAUGACAACUCUCCAUUCCUAGUAGGAGACUACUCCAAAUCCCAUCUCUGCACACCUCAGAGGGAAAAGCAAUCUAUCAUUAUCAGUGCAUUUGAUCUCGAUGGGGCAGAAAACAGUGUCCCAUUGAUUUUUGCUCUUGCCAAUAGCCCCAUGCUUCAGAGAAACUGGAGGAUCAACUUAAUCAAUGACACACAUGCUUAUCUCACCAUGAGAAUCAGUUGGCUGGAACCCAAAGUGCACCUUGUUACCAUUAUCCUGAAAGACAGUGGGACUCCAUCUAAAGCCCAACACAUUCAACUACCAGUGACUGUUUGCUUGUGUACCAUGGAAGGAGAAUGCAUGCAAGAGGUUGGAAGGAUGGAAGGGAAGCCUACAGUGAUUUCUGCAGUGAGCGUUAUCGUUGGUACCUUGGGAACAAUAGGUUUCUUUGUGCUCAUAAUCUUUGUUCAUUUGACCCUCCUGGGAGCUAAUAAAAAGAAGAAAUGCAAAGCUUGUGACAACCUUUAUAGUCCAUAG
Gopherus flavomarginatus (Mexican gopher tortoise) is the source of this 2505-nucleotide messenger RNA. It is a transcript of the gene CDH16, whose product is annotated as cadherin 16. Gene Ontology annotation, biological process: adherens junction organization; cell morphogenesis; multicellular organism development. The coding region runs from base 1 to 2505 and encodes 834 amino acids. Lineage: Eukaryota; Metazoa; Chordata; Testudines; Testudinidae. The transcript is spliced from 17 exons. Gene Ontology annotation, molecular function: cadherin binding; calcium ion binding. Gene Ontology annotation, cellular component: catenin complex; adherens junction; plasma membrane. The record is from RefSeq and is a predicted model, not a curated record.